Molecule: messenger RNA, 1884 nt
Organism: Aspergillus ochraceoroseus IBT 24754
Lineage: Eukaryota; Fungi; Ascomycota; Eurotiomycetes; Eurotiales; Aspergillaceae
Exons: 1
Coding region: 1-1884 (627 amino acids)
Molecular function (GO): protein binding
Source: RefSeq, a predicted model, not a curated record
AUGGCGGCCCUCCUGGAUCCCACCUAUGCAGAGCUUGUAGCGUCAAUGCCGUCCAGUACGUUCACGGAAGCGUUCCAUCUCCUCUCCCCUUCCUAUUUUAUCCUACACUACAGAGACAACUACCGACCGUUGCAUCCCUAUACCGUGGACGUGAAGCACUAUCGACAGCUCCAGUCGAUCUUCGAUGGAUUCGCAAAGAACAUCACGGUGAUCAUUGGGAUCAGGCGGUCGGGGGCCCACAUGCUGGGUCGCGCUGAGUACAUGCACCUGCUAGACUGUGCUAGAUCGCUGGGGGAUGCGCCUAUGGCGGACCAUAUCUGGAAUUCCAUGAAGGAGGACGAGGUUGUCCCCGACGUGCAGUGCUAUAAUUACUACAUGGAGGCGAAGGUCUGGCAUUCCAGCUACGCGGGGAUGGAGAAGUAUCGUCUGCGCAUGACACCUUAUGCCUAUCGGAAACGGCGAUCGGAGUCUCCGCUUCCUGGAUGGGAGGGCUACAGAACCGGUCGCUUGACCGUGCGGUCGGAGGUGCUGGGGAUCUUCAACGAGAUGAUCGAGGCAGGGAACUCUGGGGAUGAGGCCAGCUUCGUGAAUCUGAUCCUGGCAUCCGGUCGCGCGGGCCAUGUGCAGGCAAUGAAACAAGUGUUGAAGACGGUUUGGAACGUCGACGUCGACCUGCUGAAGGACGCUCCAGACGAGUCCGAGAGACCACCGGCCACCAGGUUCGACCAGGGUUCACCACUCUGGCCGACCGAAAACCUCCUGUUUGCCAUCGCACAUGCCUUCGGAACGAAUAACGAUAUCCCCGGCGCGUUGCGGGCCCUAGACUUUGUCGCCAGCUCCUAUAAUAUCAAAAUUACGACGAGGGUCUGGCUGGAGCUCUUCGAGAGAACGUUCGUCCUGUCCCGAAGCAGAUUCGGUCCGGAUUGGAAGCGGAACGCGCUGGGCAAGGUCUCGCAUGAAUUCUUAAACCAAGUGUACCAAACGAUGAUCCAGGCGCCGUUCUACGUCAAGCCUCAGGUGCAGACCUUCCGGAUGCUAGCCAAGAGCGCGUGGACCCGGCAACGCUAUCGUGAGUUCCACCGGCACAUGUGCGACGCAUACGCGAUCAUGAAAGAGACACGGCGGCAGCGAAAGGUCUCCCGGAGCGCAGUCGAAGCCUACCUCAAGGAACACCAGCACGCGGAGGGCCAGCAGCGGCUGCCUUCCCUUCUGCAAACGCGCGCUUUCGCGGAUGCCGUGCACACCUACGACACCCUUCGCAUCCAAGUGUUCCAACAAACCACCACCUUGGAGCGGCUUGCAAGACUCCUCCUGAUCCAAACCCGAUGGACCGGCCGCGACAAUCUCGCCUGGGAACGGCAGCUUCUCCCACGAGCGCUCGAAGAAUGGAAAGACUUUCUCCCCGAGACCUUCGUCUUCCCCAUCUCCACGGGGCUCGUCGCCUUCCAAGGCGCAACCCGCUGGGGCGGACACCAAGUGAAAGCCAAACCCCUCCUCCAAGUCCGGCGACCUUACCUCGGAAGCGAAGACGACGUCAACCUCGACAGGGACGCCGGAGAAAUCGAAGACGAGCUCAUUUGGGCCCGGUGGCGCGAUCGUACCCCUCGGCACGAGCGGCUGCACCUCCCGGCCCUCAACCGCCUCUUUGAAUCCAUCCGCAUCGAGCCUCCUCCUCCUCCUCCUCCUCCCUCCUCUUAUGACGACGACGAAGCCCUGUUCGCUCUGGACCUGGAGGACGUCCGUGAAUCCGAGUACAUCCGCAAAGCCCACGAAGCCCCGGCACCCGUGUCCCCGAAGCAUGAAUGGGACCCGACGUAUGCACGACAGGCCAAGCACGAGGAAUUCCUGCAUACGUUUGGUGUCCCGCAGGUUAUUCUGACUUGA